Molecule: messenger RNA, 2227 nt
Organism: Canis lupus familiaris (dog)
Lineage: Eukaryota; Metazoa; Chordata; Mammalia; Carnivora; Canidae
Gene: DMRT3
Product: doublesex and mab-3 related transcription factor 3
Biological process (GO): male sex differentiation; regulation of transcription by RNA polymerase II
Cellular component (GO): nucleus
Molecular function (GO): RNA polymerase II cis-regulatory region sequence-specific DNA binding; DNA-binding transcription factor activity, RNA polymerase II-specific; protein binding
Source: RefSeq, a predicted model, not a curated record
AUGAACGGCUACGGCUCCCCCUACCUGUACAUGGGCGGCCCGGUGUCGCAGCCGCCGCGGGCGCCCUUGCAGCGCACGCCCAAGUGCGCGCGCUGCCGCAACCACGGCGUGCUGUCCUGGCUCAAGGGCCACAAGCGCUACUGCCGCUUCAAGGACUGCACCUGCGAGAAGUGCAUCCUCAUCAUCGAGCGGCAGCGGGUCAUGGCCGCGCAGGUGGCGCUGCGCCGGCAGCAGGCCAACGAGAGCCUCGAGAGCCUCAUCCCGGACUCGCUGCGCGCCCUGCCGGGACCCCCGCCGCCGGGGGACGCCGCCGCCGCCCCGCCGCCGCCGCAGACCUCGCAGCCGUCCCAGCCGCCGCCGCCCCGGCCCGCCGCGGACUUGGCCGCCGCCGCCGCGCUGCGCUGGGCCUCGGAGCCGCAGCCCGGGGCGUUGCAGGCGCCCCUCGCCAAGCCAGAUCUGGCCGAGGAGCGGCUGGGGGACGGCGGCGGCUCGGCCGACAACGCCGAGAGCUUCAGCGACAAGGAGGCGGACCAGAGGAGCUCCCCGGACGUGGCCCCAAGCAAGGGCUGCUUCGGCCCGGAGAGCCCCGAGGUGGUGUCGGUGGACGAAGGCGGCUACGCGCUCGCGAAGAGCGGGGGCCCCCCCGGGAGCCGGCCCGGCAGCCCCAGGUGCGCCGCGGAGCAGAGCCACCUGCUGAUCGAGGGCCCCUCGGGGACCGUGUCCCUGCCCUUCAGCCUCAAGGCCAACCGGCCGCCCCUGGAGGUGCUGAAGAAGAUCUUCCCGGGCCAGAAGCCGGCGGUGCUGGAGCUCAUCCUCAAGGGCUGCGGGGGGGACCUGGUGGGCGCCGUGGAGGUCCUGCUGUCCAGCCGCUCGUCGGCGGCGGCGGCCUCCGAGCGGACCGCGGCCGAGCCCGAGGCGCUGGUGCUGCCCCCCAACGGGCACCUCUUCGAACACGGCCUGGGCUCCUACCCGCUCUCGUCCUCCAAGUGGUCCGUGGGCUCGGCCUUCAGGGUCCCGGACACGCUGCGCUUCUCGGCCGACUCGGCCAACGUGGUCCCCAGCCCGCUGGCCGUGCCCCUGCAGCACCCCUUCCCCCAGCCGCCCCGGUACCCGCUGAUGCUGAGGAAUACCUUGGCCAGGAACCAGUCGAGCCCUUUCCUGCCCAACGACGUGACCCUGUGGAACACCAUGACCUUGCAGCAGCAGUACCAGCUGAGGUCCCAGUACGUGGGCCCCUUCCCCGCCAACUCCGCCGGCGUCUUCCGGGGCUCCCCGGUCCUGCCCGCGCGCGCCCCCGAGGACCCCCGCAUCUCGCUCCCCGACGACGGCUGUCCCAUCGUGGCCAAGCAGCCGCUCUACGCCGAGGAGGACUAUGACGAGAGGUCCGACUCCUCAGACUCUAGAAUACUCAACACUUCCUCCUAAAGCGCACUGCUGGGGGGGGUGUGACCAGGUGACCUUUUUUUUUUUUUUUUCUGUGCAUUUGAAACCCCCCUCCUCCCCCUCCCCCCCUGCCCUCCCCCUGUGCGGGGAGAGAGGCCACCUCCUGUGCAUACCCUCUCUCCUUCUGUUUGACAAAGUGACUGUGCUCGAUGCUAUAUACCUUAGCAAUAAAAACAUAACUUAUUUAAUUUCUUGCACUUCAUUGGGAAAUGCCAAAUAGCUCUGCUCUGUGGCUUUAGUGCUGAAUGUGUAUUGUUAAAAGAGGGUCUGAUGCUAAGAAUAGUCUUGGGAAAGCCGGGGCCACCGAAGAUUGAUGUGGGAGGUGGGGGGUGGGGGGAGAUCUCUAAAGCUGAAGGUCAGCUUUUGCUCCUGCCUCAACUCAACCCGGAAUGUCCGAGAAAAUAGUAUACUUGAAUGCGGUUUUUGUAAAAGAGGAUGCCUCAGGAUUUGUAAAACCUAAAUAAAGCAAGUGGUUCGGUUGCAAAUGGACGAUACACAGGGACCUUAUAUUCUUACGCUAAAAAUCCUUCCUGCGUUUUAGAGAGAGACUGCACUUAAGAAUAGAGUGAACCGCUCACAUGCUUAUUUAAGCUUGGACAGUUUUCGGAGACAAACUCCCAUUAAGAAUUAUUCUUUUCACAUGGCUGAAUUGAAACAUGCAUAAUGUCAAUGUAAAGCCAAUCACAGCUGUGAACUGCAUGAAAUGUAUUGUGAAAUGAACACAAGAUUAAGCUUUGUCAGGUUAAUGUAGCAUGCUGAGGACUCUAGAAAAAAAAAAUAAACU